UAGACUGUCAGGAUGACUUGUGGGAAUUAUUCUCUCUCUUGGGAUGUGAUACAAAAGAUUUGCGGCCUUUUUCCUCUUUGGAUUCAGAGGAUGAGCUUGCUGACAGAUUAUUUUUCUGCCAUGGAUAACAACACAACCCCACUACGAGCCAGUGACUCACCCCCUGUGCACCUCUUGCUGAGCCAUUAUUACCAUGGAAACCCCGGCCCAGAAACGCUCCAGAAGCGGCACCGUCUCCCCGGCCCGCAUCACCAGGCUGCAGGAGAAGGAGGACCUGAGCAACCUCAAUGACCGCCUGGCUGUCUACAUCGACAAGGUGCGCUCGCUGGAGGCAGAGAAUGCAGGGCUACGUCUGCGCAUCACCGAGUCGGAGUCCUCGGUCAGCCGCGAUUUGUCGGGCAUGAAAGCAGCCUAUGAGGCAGAGCUGGCCGACGCCCGCAAGACCCUGGACCAGGUGGCGAAGGAGAGAGCACGCCUGCAGCUGGAGCUGAGCAAGAUCAGGGAGGAGCACAAGGAGCUCAAAGCCAGGAACGCUAAGAAGGAGUCUGACCUGGAGGCGGCUCUGGCCCGGCUCAGGGACCUGGAGGCCCUGCUGAACUCUAAAGAUGCCUCCCUCUCCACCGCCCUGGGGGAGAAGCGGGCGCUGGAGGCCGAGGUGAAGGACCUCAAGGCCCAGCUGGCAAAGCUGGAAGGGAGCUUAGCGGAUGCCAAGAGGCAGCUGCAGGAUGAGAUGCUGAGGAGAGUGGACGCCGAGAACCGCCUGCAGACCAUGAAGGAGGAACUGGAGUUCCAGAAGAACAUCUACAACGAGGAGCUGCGCGAGUCCAAGCGGCGACACGAGUCUCGCGUGCUGGAGAUAGACAGCGGACGGCAGCAGGAGUUCGAGAGCAAGCUGGCCGACGCCUUGGCCGAGCUGAGAGCCCAGCACGAGGAGCAGGUUCGCCUCUACAAGGAGGAGAUCGAGAAGACCUACAACUCUAAGCUGGAGAACGCUCGUCAUUCGGCUGACAGGAACAGCCACUUGGUGGGAGCCGCUCACGAAGAGCUGCAGCAGACCCGUGUUCGACUGGAGGGCAUGUCAGGCCAGCUCAGCCUGCUGCAGAAACAGCUGUCAGCGAGCGAGGCCAAAGUGCGGGAGCUGGAGGAAUGUCUGUCGAGGGAGCGGGACUUGAUGCGGCGGCGGCUGGAGGACAAGGAGCGUGAGAUGAACGAAAUCAGAAGUCGGCUCAUGCAGCAACUGGAGGAGUACCAGGAGCUGCUGGACAUCAAACUGGCCCUGGACAUGGAGAUUAACGCGUACAGGAAGCUGCUGGAGGGAGAGGAAGAGAGGCUGCGUCUGUCACCCGGCGCUCAGGUCAAGGUCAUCCUGGAACGGGCUUCCGGCUCGGGCCACAGCCAGACCAGCCGCGCGGGUCAGUCCUCCGGCUCGAGCCACAGCCGUGCGGCUCAUUCCUCCGGCUUGGGCGGCGUCGCCGCUGGCAUCGCCACGGCCUCCAGCAGCCGCAACUCCUCGGGCACAGCCAAGAAGCGUCGCCUCAAUGACAAUGACAGCGAGACCUCCAGCAUCGCAGGGGCCACUGUGACCAAGACUCGCAUUAGUCAGCACGCCUCAGCCAGCGGCCGCAUCACCGUGGAUGAGAUUGACCUGGAGGGCAAGUUCAUCCGCCUCAGCAACAAGGCUGACGAGGAUCAAUCUCUGGGCAGCUGGCAGGUGAAGAGACAAGUCGGCAAUGCCAGCCCCAUCGUCUACAAGUUUCCCCACAAGUUCAUUCUGAAGGCCGGAGGAACCGUCACCAUCUGGGCUGCAGGUGGAGGUGGAACCCACAAUCCCCCCACUGACCUGGUGUGGAAGAACCAGAACUCCUGGGGCACCGGCGACCUCCUGCAGACCUCCCUCAUCAGCGCCAACGGAGAGGAGAUGGCCAUGAGGAAAGUGACACGCACCCUGUUCACUGAAGAAGAAGAUGAUGACAUGGGAGCUCACAGCACGAGCGGUGUAGACAACGAGUACAACCUGCGGAGCCGCACGGUGAUCUGCGACUCCUGCGGGCAGCCGUCGGACCGCUCAGGUGCUUGCGGCAGCGGAGGUCUUGAAGGCCUCGUGGGACAUUCCUUCCUCAUGGGGACCAACGAGCCCAGACAGGGUCGCAUCAAGCCGGAAAACUGCUCCAUCAUGUAAAAAGCAGACAGCACCUCACCUGAACCCACCACCUCCUACGGCCCAUAAAGCAGAAUGAAUAUUUUCUACCGUUGGGUUGUUUGUCUUUAUUUUUUUAUAUAUGGUCUUAUUUGUUUUUGUAUUCAGAUUAAUCUGCAGGUUAGAAUUGCUUUGAGGUUUUUUUGGGCAAAGGGCACAGGAUUUUUUUCAUAUUCAGCUUUUGAGUUUGUGUAUUCCAGGUAUGUUAUUGCAUGUGUGCUGUGCUAAAUGCUUGUCCUGCUCUUCUUGCACACUUUCUCAAACACACACACACACACACACGCACGCACGCACGCACGCACACACACACACAGAGCUCCAUUGACCAGUGCUUGUGCUUCGAUCUGAGCCGGGGUUUCACAUUUAAUGGCCAAGCUGUCAACACUCAACACGCACAGCUAGUGAACCCUGCCAGGAGGAAGCGUCUUCACAGACGACAGGAAAAUGAAUCCCACAGUGUUUGUUAAUCAUGUUUGUCGCCCGUCUAAUUGAUCAAAUCUUUAUCGAAGGUGAUGUUUACAUUUGAAAAUUUAUUUUUCUUUGUUUUCAGGGCAGUAUUGUGGUAUCUUUUUAUGAAAAAUACAUGAAAAGGAGGUUUUGUUUAAUGUUGGAAAAGUCUCCAAAGAAAGCCAAAGUACUGUAAGCUCAGGGUGAUCAGCAGGUUGUAAUUUACCUUAAGCUGUAGUCGUAGUACAUUUUCUAUGAUUUAGAUCUGGGCUGCUGUGGUGCACACAGAGAGAAAAUUAUUAUUUGACAUGAUUUUUUUCUGUAUUUCACAGCUUAACCCAGGAGAGAUGUAUUUGGUUGUGUUUAUAUGUGGAGAAAAAAGGAAUUAUUGCUUGCUGGAAAAGUCAAAUGUACCCGGUUAUAAAUGUUUAUUUCAGUUUGAUUUAAAUGUUAUUAAGUAACUCCAAAGAUGUUUUGUCAUAAUGAAAAUAGGAAGUCUAAGGAGUAGGUACUAUAUUUUGUUUCUUGGUGCCAAAAAAACAGUAUAUAUUUGUAGGAUUUUUCUGUUUAUUCAACCAGAUGAAGAUUAUUCUGAUAGAGAGCUGUUGCUGCUAUUUACAGAGUGCAACAGUAGUUUUUUGGAAACAUUUUAACAUGCUUUUUUUCUGAUUUAAACAAAAAACAAAUGUGCCUUUAGAGGACAGAAAACAAUUGCGAUUUGUUGGGCGCGUGCCUGCGAUCACAGUCUUGUGACUGUCAGCCGUCCUCUGGUGUGUGUUGCUCCUAUAAAACUGGUCAUAAGGGCUUUUUUUUCCCUCCUUCUUUCCUCUUAAGCUUACUGGCUUUGCAAAUCCCCAGGCGUGAUUUUGGGAUCUGAGCAGGAUUGUUGGGGUUUCUAUACUUUGUGACUUUGGCUUUAUGCACUGCUUUUAUCGAGGGCCUCGCCAAAUAUGCACAGCAGGUAGAUUUGUACUGUAGUUUGGCAGCUUAAGUCAUUUAUAAUCCAGUGAAAAGCAUAUCAAAGCAUUUAUGGAAAAUACUUGAUAGCUGUUUUUGAUAUUUUUCUCUGUAUUGUACUCAAAAGAUGGUGUUUGUGCCAUGUUAGAUUCUUUUUUUUUUGGUCUGAUUUUGACAUGAUGUUCCCCAAAGUGCCUUAAAAAGACAAUCAUUAAUGAAUGAAACAACCAGCGUCAAAGACGACAGAUUUAUAAUAAACAAAGGCAAAGUAUUUAUCUCAUAUAAGAGACAUGAUUACUGAAUGUAAUUGUGAAGUGUAUGCAACUAUUAACCAAAUCAUCCCACUCAGAACAGAUGAUUUAAAGGGUGUGUUUGGGGUUUUUUUUCAGAGGCCUGUCCAACAGAUUAUAAACCAGAAAGAAACUUCUUGUUUGUUUUCUCAAGAAACGGCUGCUCUUUAACAUUUAUAUGCAAUGUUAGUUCAAGAUGAUGGUGAACAAAGACACUAACAAAAUCAGAUUCACAGAUGUGCCUUUUAUGUGACAAAAGUCUCGAGAGGCCUUUGUAAAAAUCCCGAACCCUCCCUGUUAAAGUCCUCGUCGAGGCCUCGUGAAUCCCUUUGAAGGAAUCGAGGAUUUAAAAUGUUACUGAAAGGGAUUUCUUGGUGCAAGCAUUUAAUGCCAAAGUCGUAAUUUGCUUGAAGUAGGAUUUGUGUCCAUCAUAAAGACGCUGUUAACAUUAUGGAAAAGCCAUUCAGUCGAUGUAAUGAAUGUUUGUUUGUUUUUUUCCUUUUCUAAAAUAAUGCUGAGUAAAAUUCUUUUUUUUCCAGUCA
Messenger RNA from Plectropomus leopardus (leopard coralgrouper), 4433 nucleotides. The record is from RefSeq and is a predicted model, not a curated record. NCBI's taxonomy places the organism in Eukaryota, Metazoa, Chordata, Actinopteri, Perciformes, Serranidae.